CCCCCUGCUCUGCUUCUGCACAGGAACGUGAUGCCCAAGACGCUGGAUGGGCAGAUCACCAUGGAGAAGACCCCCAGCUACUUUGUGACCAAUGAGGCCCCCAGGCGCAUUCACUCCAUGGCCAAGGACACGAAGCUGAUCGUGGUGGUGCGGAACCCGGUCACCCGGGCUAUCUCUGACUACACACAGACUCUCUCCAAAAAGCCAGAGAUCCCCACCUUUGAGGUGCUGGCCUUCAAGAACAGGACUCUGGGGCUGAUUGAUGCCUCCUGGAGUGCUAUCCGCAUUGGGAUUUAUGCCCUGCACUUGGAAAACUGGCUUCAGUACUUCCCCCUCUCCCAGAUCCUGUUUGUCAGUGGUGAGAGGCUCAUCACUGACCCAGCUGGGGAAAUGGCCAAGGUCCAGGACUUCUUAGGCCUCAAGAGGAUUGUGACAGAGAAGCAUUUUUAUUUUAAUAAAACGAAGGGGUUUCCCUGUCUAAAGAAGCCAGAGGACAGCAGUGCUCCCCGGUGUUUGGGCAAGUCCAAGGGUCGAACUCACCCCAAAAUAGACCCAGACGUCAUCCACAGACUGCGGAAGUUUUACAAACCCUUCAAUGUCAUGUUUUACCAAAUGACAGGCCAAGAUUUCCAGUGGGAGCAGGAAGAAAGUGAUAAGUAGAACCACAAAAUCAGGAAAAAUUUUUUUUUGUUUUUGGGAUGUGAAUCAUCAUUUCAGACCCAAAACUCUCUUGGGGCUAGAGGCUCAGCCCUGAGUGUAGCAGGCUCUUGUGUUGUCAGGGCUGCAGCAGAAGUUCAGGAACUCUAGUGGCCUGUCACCUUGGGCUGCUCUCCCCACGGUGCCACUGGGGGUCAGGGGCAGGUGGGAGGAGGAGGAGGAGGGGAAGCAGGGAUCCUCAGGGUGAUGGGGCACUUUGUGUCACCAUUUCGCUGCUGGUGUCCCCCUUGCAGCCAGGCAGGCAGGACCAGACCUCGUGCCAUGGCAAGCUGGGCAAGAGGGUGGCUCCCAAAACCCAGCACUGGGACAAGCCCAUAGAUUUGAUUUCUCCCGCCCUGCACUUUAGUUUUGCCCAAACAGCAGCAUCUGAUCUGGUAAAUUCAGGCCUUGUGUACUCAUAUGCACACUGGUCUUUGUGUGUGGAAGGAAUAAAGCCAGUUAUGCUGCAAAGGAACUAUGUACAGGAACUUCAUUUGCACCAAACGUUUCAAUUACUUCUUGCACUAAAACUAGAAUUUACCAAGUGCCACAGACACCUGGCCUCAAUUCUCCUCUGGCUGACGGGUGCCCCUCCACUGUCGGAAGAGAGUAGUUCCUUCUUUGCUGAGAAGCUCAGUGAGAUUGGCACUGGGGUCCCUCCAGGCCUCCACCCUCCUGGAAGCUGAAAGAACAUUCCCAGGCUCCCCAGGAGUGAGCCAGGCUCCCACUGCCCAGCCAGGAUGCCAAGGCACGGUGUGGUGCCACAUGUGUCCACACAGCACCUCCUGGCCAGGCUGUGCCAUGCCCUGCUCCAUGGUUUGGAGCCAGGUGUUGCCAGGGACUGAUGGGGUGGCUGCAGGGGGGACACCUGGGGACAGUCAGGACCCCUGGCACUGCCAUUCAUUUGCAUCUUGAAAACGCAAUCCCUGCUGCUUGCUGUGGACAGCUGGGGUCGCAGAACAGGGAAGCAGCCUUCAUCUUACUUCAGAAUUAAAAAAAAAGCAAUUAAUUCCCAGGGCAAGUGCUGCUCAGCGCACAAAACCUGUGCAUUUCUAGUGGAAAUGACCAAGUCACCCAAAUCUGCAAAUCCUGGCAGAAACUAUAGAAUAAACUUACACCCCUACUCAAUCCCCCAGUGUCAUGAGAGCUGUUUCCUGGGCCCAGCAGACAACAAGAGCAGCUCUUGCACACAACUGCACAGUUCCACCUCCACUGCUGCAGGAAACUAGGCAGAGGGGAAGCAAAGGUGAAAUGCAGAGCUGCUGAAACAAUCCCUCGCAUGGUGAUUUCUGAGGGCACUUGAAUACUGCUGGCAGCUCUCUUUGCUCUGAUGAGGGCUGAGACUACCUCCAACUUGGGGUGUAGCCACAUGAGAGCCCCCUCCCAUUGGGCAGGUCCCCAGCAGAGGUGCAGGAUGGGGUUGCUGUGGGAGGACCAGGACUCGGUUCUGAUUAAGGUGAAAGAACUCCCUACAGCUGCACCAAGCAGAUGAAAUCACUGUUGCAUUCCAAGGGUGACAAGCUGACCCUGCUCAGGGUUCCAGGGCCUGUCGUGUGGCUCAUGAUGCCAUGAAAUGGUGCCGGUGCCUUGGACUGGAUGAGAAGAGCUGAAGCCAUUUGGACCAUUUACUACGUGGCCCAUGCUGGAGGGGCACUGCGAAGACCCUGCUGGCAUCACGUCAGUUCCCAUCAGCCUGGUCAGAUUUAAAAACAGCUCCUGAUAUAGCACAGUUUUCACAAACCCACAAACUUCCAAAUUACUACAGGAAAAUUGGAAGUAUAUAACAAGAAUAAUCUUACGGUGUUUCACACGUUAUUAAAAUAUCAGAGCAGGUCCUACAUGAAACCUGUUGUUGCAUAAUUUGGUGCAAAUUGCUCAAUGGAGGACAAGGGGCUCACGGCCCAGCUCCCCCUCAGCAGAGGGAUGUCUGGGGAUGUCAGCCUGUCUGCAGAGUGCUGCACCCCAGCAUGGUGUGGGGCUGAGCACUGGGGCUGCCUGAUGGAGGGGCUCAGCUCCGGGGACGGGGGCUCCUGCGUGGGCUGGGGACGCGCUGCACCCCCCACAUUCACUCCCCUUAUUUCUGCCAUAUACUCAGAGGUUUAUUUUUUAUACCAGACGCCAUCUGCAGCUCUGCAGGAGCUGAUGGGUGCCCACAGAGAGAGGGGACCCUGCUCCCCUGCCCUGAGUGCCUGCUCCAUGGACACCAACCACUCAGCAUGGUGCAACAGGACCCUCCAGCCCCCCAGCCCUCUCUCCAGGUACAACCGUGGUGCUACCAGCACUGCUGGGAGGGAGCAGGGACGUGCCAGUCACCCUGCCGUGGGCUGGGGGCAUGGGGACUGGGGUGGGGGUGCUGUUAUUUUGUUUCGUUCUUUGGAAAUGCACCCCAUGUAUGCCCCACUGCAGCUGGGGAUGGAUGGGGGGAUUGUUUUCUAUCUGGCCAGAGAAAGGCCUGCCAAAUGAGAGUCAGGUUAAUAACACUUUUUUUAAAAAAACUAUUCAAAUGUCAGCAUUAGAAUACACAGGAAAUUGAAUUUUGUAUUUGGUUUCAAUUAGCAAAGCAUAAAUUAUAUUUAAUUUUAUACACAGACUGAGUGAUUCAUUGUUCUGGAAAAGCUGGUACUUUCUGGUUCAGAGACUGGAAAUGGAGAGUGGGUCUGUUCUGAACCUUACUUGCUGUGCUGUCACUGCCUCCCCAGCGCGUCUCUGUCUGUCAGUGUCUCUGUACCUGAACGAUGUGACUGUCCUGAACUGAACCCUGGAACCCCCAGCACUAAACAAUAAAUCAUUGUAGCAGCUGCA
Messenger RNA from Cyanistes caeruleus (blue tit), 3498 nucleotides. The record is from RefSeq and is a predicted model, not a curated record. NCBI's taxonomy places the organism in Eukaryota, Metazoa, Chordata, Aves, Passeriformes, Paridae.